CUUCUCAAACCCCGAGACCAGGGCACCGCCACACGGAUGGGGAAUGAGUGCAUCGGGGUUCAAGAUAUUCAUUCGUUUCAUCUAUGAUGAACCUUGACUAUGAGCCUGGGAGGAAGCUGUUUUCAUUAUUCUUUUCAAUGGUCAGCAGCCCACAAGGGAUACAUCAGAUCAAACUCGAGUCUGUUCUCUCAACACCUGCGAUAUUCGAGACACCUACGAUUGAACACUCUCUUCUCCUCUAUUCAUUAUGAAACUGAAUCCUGCCCUGGUAGCAGCACUCCUCGAAGGCCCUGCCCUUCCUUAUCCGGGUGGUUCCGACGGGACUUGGCAACCUACAGUCCACUCCCGUGAUCAAUUAUGGUAUUACGUCUGUGUGUCGUUGUGUACCGCCUUCUCUGGCAUCUUUAUUAUCCUUCGAUUAUACACGAAGUUACGCGUUGUCCACAAAUUAGACUUGUCGGAUUAUCUGAUUCUACUAUCAUUUGCUCUUCUCGCUGCCGAGGUUGGUAUCGGAAGACCCACUCUCAACCAUGGCGCUGGUGUGCAUCAAUGGCACAUCAAGGUCAAGGACCUAUUCGAACUCCUAAAGUGGAUGAACUAUGCUGAGAUCCUCUAUGGUCCGACUAUAUUUGUCGUCAAAAUGUCCAUCCUAGUCCAAUAUCUCCGCAUGCUUGCACCGAACCGAACCGUGAACCCUUUCAUGUUUUGGGGUUCUUGGAUCAUAAUCUCAACCAGCUUCACAUUCUAUACGAUUGACACUUUCAUCACAAUCUUCGCCUGUAAUCCUCGAGAGAAGAUCUGGAAUAAACUGCGUCAGGAAGGCCACUGUAUGAACUACAACGCGGUGGUUCUUGCGACCGGCUACUUCAAUAUCAUUUCCGAUGUUGCGAUCUUGCUGUUGCCGGUACGAUCUGUUUGGCAACUUAGCAUUCCUCUAAGGAAGAAGGUUGCUAUCAGCUUUCUCUUUGCUACGGGUCUCUUGGCAUGCAUCGCCUCAGCAAUGCGAAUCGUCGAAACCUUGGCUAUCGUUCACAAACCUGAUACCUCUGAUGUCUCUUACCACAUCGCGUGGAUGGGCCUGUGGUCAUAUGCCGAAAUUGCAUUAGGCAUCAUUGUAGCAUGCACUCUAUCCCUCCCAAAGCUAGUCCAAGCAAAGGGCUGGAAGUUACCCUCAGUCUUCUCCAGUUUUAGCAAUCCUUUCAGUUCAAACAAAACAAAUCCGACUCUCCCAACAUGGCAUUCGCAUUCCGAGAAGAGUGCGCAUGGAGGUGGUGGUAAAACCGUCAAUACUGUCAUCAUUGGUCAGACGCUGUCACAGACGGAUUUGACGUUUGAGACUGGGAGCUAUCAAUUAAAGUCGUCUUCUUCACGAGAUGGUAGUGAGAGGUCUUAGAAAUCUGCGUCUUGUUUAGGGAUGCUGUCAAAAUUGUCGCGCUCAAUGAAUGA
Messenger RNA from Lindgomyces ingoldianus, 1446 nucleotides. RefSeq lists its product as uncharacterized. NCBI's taxonomy places the organism in Eukaryota, Fungi, Ascomycota, Dothideomycetes, Pleosporales, Lindgomycetaceae. Bases 248 to 1393 code for a protein of 381 amino acids. The transcript is spliced from 5 exons. The record is from RefSeq and is a predicted model, not a curated record.